AUAGGAAGAAUUCUUAUAAGAAUUCAUAAACGGGACUCCUUGUAAACAACCAGUCAGCUGUUGAAUUCUACUCUAAAAAUAUGUUCAUUUAGCUUAAUUUAAAAAAUAAUGAACAAGAUUUAAAAUGGAUAUCGAAUCACCGACAAAGGUGAAACAAGAACCAAUGGAUCUGGAACAAGCAAUUCCUCGUUUCUGCGUUGCUUCCGGUUCUGGGGCAGAUGAAAUUCCGACGCGUGUGGAAACCAUAGAUCUGACCAAAGAAGAAUUUCUCACGGAAUUCAUGAACUUUGUGGAAGCCAUUCAAGUUCACCGCAAAACUCGAACGUCCUUACGGAGCAUCUGCCGACAACGAGCUCAGAAGGUCGAAGAAUUCCUUCCGCUGCAAGUGGUGCAUAUUCAGCUUAUCACCUUCUACCAGGAGGCCUACGUUUGUAGCUUGUUCGGUUUGGACUUCAAGAAAAUCAUGAUUUAUGGCCGAGUGAUACCUGGUACAGUCAGGCAGGAAAAUAAUACUCACAUCUAUCGAUUGGAUGAUGGAACUGGUUCGGUUGAGGUUCACUAUCCACAUGGAUUGAAACGUGAUUUAGAUAAUAUGGCCGCAGUCAAUAGCUGCGAAAACAUUUUAAACAGCCGAACAGCGCUCAAUGAAGAUCAGGUCCCGGACGAUCCCGAGCAACUUGCGGAUCUUAAACAGUUGCUUAGUCUCAUAAAAACCCGUUGUAAGAAACAGGUUGAAUACUUUCCGCUGGGGAGCCACUGUUUCAUUAUAGGCCGGCCCUUUCUCAAUCGCACAGACCGGGUGUCCAUCUUUGCCUACAGUAUGCACGCCGAUGAUUCGACCAUCGGUGGCCCUACGACGGAACUUUUCUGGAAAACACAUCUGGCACAGUGCUACGAAAGACGGUACAUGUCGGAAGUUUCGAAAUAAAAAUAUGUUUCUGUUUUUAAGUUUGUUCCAAAUCGGUUGAGUUUAUUUCGUCUUGAUGACGCAAAAUAAUCCAAUAGCAACUUAAAGAGCUGGUAUUAGUAAG
Uranotaenia lowii is the source of this 1031-nucleotide messenger RNA. RefSeq lists its product as uncharacterized. The record is from RefSeq and is a predicted model, not a curated record. The coding region runs from base 125 to 928 and encodes 267 amino acids. NCBI's taxonomy places the organism in Eukaryota, Metazoa, Arthropoda, Insecta, Diptera, Culicidae. The transcript is spliced from 2 exons.